AUGAAUAGAAGAUUACAAAUAGAGCAUGGGAAUCUCAAAGUUAAGAGAGCUCUUAUGAGAUAAUAGAUCAAUUAAUCCCAUAGAAUCGAUAGGGAUUUUGACAUCGAUGAAAGAUUUCGUUCAAAUUCAAUGUGUAUGAAAAAUGAUGAAUUUGAGAUUGAAGACCCUGAAUAUUAUGAUCAAUAAUAAACUUGGGAAAGACUGGAUAGAUUGGUACAAAGUUUACCAAACUAAAGAAACAGUUGUUCAUGGGUGAUAUUCGAAGAUUGUAUGUAUAUUUUUGGUGGGUUUACCUUUAAUGGAAGAUUGGAUGAUGUCCACAGAUAUUCAUUUCAAUCGAACCAAUGGUAAAGGUUGAACACUACUGGAACCAAACCCACUGCAAGAGAGAAUAAUGGCGCAAUUGAAUAUAAAGGGUAAAUGUACAUAUUUGGGGGAUGUGAUGGAUUAUUAUGGUUAAAUGACUUUUAUUCAUUGAAUCUAAAAACUUUGAUUUGGGAAAAGAUAGAACCUACUGGUCAAUGUCCAUCUGAAAGAUUUGGAAUAGCCUGUGGAGCAUACUAGACGAAAAUGUUAAUUUUUGGUGGAUGUGAUGGCAAUCAUUAUCUCAAUGAUGCUUAUGUAUGGGAUUUUGAAGAGCAAGUUUGGAAUAAAUUAUAAUUAAUUGGAGACAUACCCUCUGCUAGAUCUUGUCCUUCAUUCAGUGUAUUAAAUAAUUAAAUCUAUAUUUUUGGUGGUUUUGAUGGUGUUAAUAGAUUGAAUGAUUUCUACAAAAUUAACAUAUUCACUGGAAAAGUAAAAAGAAUUAGUCAACAUGGCACAAUACCAUGUCCAAGAUAUUUUCAUGCAUCUGAAAUUUAUUAAAAUAAGUUAUUAUUAUUUGGUGGAUUCAAUGGUCAAGCAAGACUAAAUGAUUUGUACGAGUUUGAUUUUGGAAUUAAAACUUGGAAAAAACUGGAAGUGCAUGAAUCACCUAAAGGGAGAUCUAGUAUGGUUUUUUAAAUAUACAACGAUUCCCUUUAUAUUUUUGGAGGAUAUGAUGGUGAUGAGUUACUCAAUGACAUCUAUAAACUAGAAUUUAAGAAUGCUCAUAUGCCUAGAUCUAGCUUUCUAUCAGAUUUGCAUACUUUGAUUAACAAUCCUUUGAUGAGUGAUGUAGUGUUCCUUGUGGAGGAUCAUUAAAUUUAUGCUAAUAAAUGUAUUCUAGGUGCGAGAAGUGAACACUUUCAGACUUUGUUUUUUGAGGAAUUCAGAGAUAAAGAAUAAAUAUUCAUAGAAAUCACUGAUUGUGCUUAUUAAACAUUCAUGGAUAUGUUACUGUAUAUCUAUACAGAUCAACUAGAUUACUCUUUCAAUACAAAUAGGCUAUUAAAUCUCAUCAUUCUAUCUGAUUAAUAUUUGCUAUAAAGAUUGAAAUAUUUAUGCGAAGAGUAGUUAAUUAGGAAAAUUAAUUGCAAUAAUGUUAUUGAUAUAAUCUUAUUUUCAAAAAAAUAUAAUUGUAAAUUAUUGUUAGUAUAAACAAUGAAAUAACUGAUUGACAAUAUUUCAACUAUUAAAAAAAGGAAAGAUUUUAUUAAAUUGGCUUAAGAACCUGAAAUACUUUUGGAGAUUAUACAAAAGAAAUGUUGA
Paramecium tetraurelia is the source of this 1629-nucleotide messenger RNA. RefSeq lists its product as uncharacterized. NCBI's taxonomy places the organism in Eukaryota, Ciliophora, Oligohymenophorea, Peniculida, Parameciidae. Gene Ontology annotation, molecular function: protein binding. Gene Ontology annotation, cellular component: Golgi apparatus. The record is from RefSeq and is a predicted model, not a curated record. The transcript is spliced from 3 exons.